CUCGAUCCGCUAUUAUUUCACGGAGAGUGAAUUGAACAGUGAAAAACAAAAGCAGGCAGAAAGAGACUUUUGGCUCCACAUAGUAAUGGAAAACCAACCCAACCUAACAAACUUUCUUAAGUCAACAAAAAAACACUACUAUCUUUACCUAUAUUCCAAUAAAAAAAUAUUUUCUCAAACAAAAAAUCUUUGCAACAUUCUCCUACCAAGCUGACUCAUCCAUACGUCACACCUUUCAAUACAAACACUGUACAAAUACAUCACACUUUCUCUUUUCUUCAUUUCUCCAACUCUCGUCAUUAUGAUGAUCCAAUAAUUAACCAACCAACACCAUGCCUCCGUCGUUUGUGAGUUUCUCCGGCUUAUACAGCGGCUACCUCCGUCGCUGUUUCACCGGAGCGGGUCUAUUCUCUCAAAAAAUCGACAUAGACGACGAAACAACUCUCCAUGUUUGGGGACCAACAAAUCAAGCCACAGAAAAACCAUCUCUGGUUCUGAUUCACGGAUUCGGUCCUACGGCGAUAUGGCAAUGGCGUCAACAAGUUCAAUUUCUCGCUCCUCAUUUCAAUAUCUAUGUUCCCGAUCUAAUCUUCUUCGGUGAAUCAACAACGAGAUCGAAGGAAAGAAGCGAGAAAUUCCAAGCAGAGUCGGUUGGGAAAUUGUUGGAGAAAUUAGGGUUGAAAAAAUGCCACGUGGUGGGGACGAGUUAUGGAGGUAUUGUUGCUUAUAAUAUGGCGAAAAUGUUAGGGGAAGAGAAAAUUGAGAAAGUGGUUAUUUGUAGCUCUGGUGUUAAUAUGACGAAGAAUCAUAACGUGAAGUUGUUGGAAAGAGCUGGAAUGGAUAAAAUUGAGGAUCUAAUGUUGCCUUCAUCUACUCAAAAUUUGAGGAAAUUGAUGACCCUUGCGGUGGCUAAAAGAAUCCCUUUCAUGCCUGAGUUUCUCUUGAAAGACUUUUUAAAGAAAUUAUACAUGGAAAAUAGGAAGGAAAAGAUGGAGCUUUUACGUGGCUUGUCCCUCGGAAAGAUUGAUACUUCAAACAUUUCACCUCUUCAACAAGAAGUUCUCAUAAUUUGGGGGGAAGAUGACAAAAUAUUUCCUGUGCAGAUGGCCCAUGAACUGAAACAGAUAAUCAGUAAAAAUGCAAGAAUAGAGUUGAUGAAGGAGGCAUCCCAUGUGCCUCAAACUGAAAAGCCAGAGGAAUUCAACAAUAUUAUCUUUAAUUUCUUACGUUCCAGCUCUUAAAUACUUUUUAUGGUUCUGUUUUAUAUAAAUAUUAUUUUUUAUGAAAAACUAUUAUUUUAAUUGAUGUCUAAAAGUCACUAUGUGCUUCAAUGUCCACUUUUUCUAACACAUAUUUCUUUCAUGAGGUUUUUGUUGUACAUAAUAUUAAAAAUAAAUACAAAUUAUCCGUUGAAGUGUAAUUCAAAUUUAUUUUAAAUUUUAUUAGAUUUAA
This is a messenger RNA of Lathyrus oleraceus (garden pea), 1452 nucleotides long. RefSeq lists its product as uncharacterized. Lineage: Eukaryota; Viridiplantae; Streptophyta; Magnoliopsida; Fabales; Fabaceae. The coding region runs from base 333 to 1241 and encodes 302 amino acids. The transcript has 4 exons. The record is from RefSeq and is a predicted model, not a curated record.